Messenger RNA from Aricia agestis (brown argus), 1497 nucleotides. RefSeq names its product zinc finger protein 226-like. Gene Ontology annotation, biological process: regulation of transcription by RNA polymerase II. The coding region runs from base 20 to 1249 and encodes 409 amino acids. The transcript is spliced from 4 exons. The record is from RefSeq and is a predicted model, not a curated record. Gene Ontology annotation, molecular function: RNA polymerase II cis-regulatory region sequence-specific DNA binding; DNA-binding transcription factor activity. Lineage: Eukaryota; Metazoa; Arthropoda; Insecta; Lepidoptera; Lycaenidae.
UGUCGAAAUAGAUUUUAAAAUGUUUAGGAAAACUUGUUGCUGUUUAAGCUUAUCUACAAAUAAAAGAACUGUUAACAUUUAUAGAACGGAUCUGCUUUACUUUUAUGAGCAACUGGCAAAUUAUAAGGUUAGGGACAGCGAGUGCUGGAUGUGUUACAUCUGCCAGACGAGACUGCAGCAGUGUCACCGGCUGCAGCAGUUGGCCGUACAGACACGGGGCCUUGUUGAUGGUCUCUGCUGGAAUAAGACUGAUAUUGACAUUGGACCAAUUGGAUCUUUGUUAGAACUAUCAAUCCAUAAGAUGAAAAAUAUUUCCACAACACAUCCUACCGCAGAUAAUAUUAUAAAAGAGGAGCCGGACAUAAAGACUGAACAAUACGAUGAAGACGAAGUAAUUGAAGAACAAACUGUAGAAAAUACAAAUACGUAUGGAGAAGAUUAUGCACCCGUGUUAGAAUUUGUAGAUGAUGAUGUGUCAGAUAGUGAUGCUGUUUGCAAACAGGAAUCAUUGAGCGUUGUCCGCAUUGAUGCUUGGCAAGGCUCAAGGGUGCUUGAAUUGAAAUUAGUAAAGUUGAGUCAAAGUGUCAUUGACAAGUAUGGACGCCAAAGUCCCCCCACGCAGCACACAGCCACAGAAGAACAUGUUGGGGACAAGGGAAAGUGCGCUGGUGAACAGAGCAUAGAUAAUGAGGACAAAAAGGCACAGUACAAGAGUCACAAGGAACAACACAUCUGUGAUGUUUGCUUAAAAAUGUUUCCGACUAAAAGCAGGUUGCUAAAGCAUUUAGUGAUUCAUACUGGUGAGAAACCAUUUAACUGUGACAUAUGUCAAAAGAAAUUUUUACGAAGAUCGCACUUAAAAACACACUUAUUAAUUCAUACUGGUGAGAAACCAUAUAACUGUGACAUAUGCCAAAAGAAAUUCUUACAAAGAUCGCACUUAAAAACACACUUAUUAAUUCAUACUGGUGAGAAACCAUUUAACUGUGACAUAUGUCAAAAGAAAUUUUUUGUAAGACCGGAAUUAAAAAAACACUUAUUAAUUCAUACUGGUGAGAAACCAUAUAACUGUGACAUAUGUCAAAAGAAAUUCUUACGAAGAUCGGACUUAAAAGAACACUUACUAAUUCAUACUGGUGAGAAACCAUAUAACUGUGACAUAUGUCAAAAGAAAUUCUUACGAAGAUCGCACUUAAAAAGACACUUAUUAAUUCAUACUGGUGAGAAACCAUAUAACUGCAAUAAAUAAUUAUGUCAAAAGAAGUUCACAGCAUGCAGCUACUUAAAAAGACAUUCAGUAAUUCAAACUGGUGAGAAGUCAUAGUAAAUAGGGAAUUUUCUUUCUUUUAAUUUUUAGAAUCUGCAACAGAUGGCGUAACAAUAGGCACUUCUAGAUUUUCUAUUGGUUCCCCCACGGAAUAUAUAACACUAAGGGAAGGGCCAUAGCAAGUAAGUUUCAUUGAAACUGCUGUCGCCAAACUCACACAGUAACAUUUU